Messenger RNA from Miscanthus lutarioriparius, 1956 nucleotides. The record is from the annotation of a GenBank genome assembly. NCBI's taxonomy places the organism in Eukaryota, Viridiplantae, Streptophyta, Magnoliopsida, Poales, Poaceae.
AUGAGGCUCCUGGCCUGCUGCUACAAUGAUCCGGAGAUGCAGAUCGAUCCAGACACCGUCUACCCCAUCCGCCCCGACUGCCGCGACGACGCCCCCAAGACGCGCUUCAAGCCCCGGCCUGGCCUGACCCUCAGUCCAAGGAGAUGGAAGCUUCUCCACAAUGAGGAAGGUGUUCUGGACAUAGCUGGAAUGAUCAAAAGAGUGCAACAUGGGGGAGUCCACCCAACAAUCAAAGGAGAAGUUUGGGAAUUUUUGCUGGGCUGCUAUGACCCUAAAAGCACUACUGAACAGCGCAACCAAUUGCGACAGCAGCGAAGGUUAGAGUAUGAGCAACUGAAAUCAAAGUGCCGAGAAAUGGACACAACAGUCGGUAGUGGAAGGGUAAUCACUAUGCCUGUAAUAACAGAAGACGGUCAACCUAUCGAAAAUCCUAACUCCGAUGGAGGGGCAGCAGGUUCUGAACAGCAAAACAAUGGCGCACCACUCCCAAAAGAAGUUAUUGAUUGGAAGCUUACUCUACACCAGAUUGGUCUUGAUGUUAACCGUACUGAUCGUGUACUUGUUUAUUAUGAGAGACAAGAGAAUUUGGCAAGGUUGUGGGACAUUCUUGCAGUGUAUUCAUGGAUUGAUAAAGACAUAGGUUAUUGUCAGGGAAUGAGUGAUCUUUGUUCACCAAUAUCAAUCAUUCUGGAACAUGAAGCAGAUGCUUUUUGGUGCUUUGAGCGUCUAAUGCGCAGGGUGCGAGGAAAUUUCAAAAGUACUUCUACUUCCAUUGGAGUUCGAGCUCAACUGACUACCUUGUCAACCAUAAUGAAAUCUGUUGAUCCAAAGCUGCAUGAACAUUUAGAGAAUCUUGAUGGAGGGGAAUACUUAUUUGCCUUCCGAAUGCUGAUGGUUCUUUUCCGUAGGGAAUUCUCGUUUGUUGAUACGAUGUACCUUUGGGAGCUCAUGUGGUCUAUGGAGUACAAUCCAAAUCUCUUUUCAAUGUUGGAGAGUGGCACUGGCACAUCCAGCGCAAACACAAAGGAUGAAAGUGUUCUAGGACAGUGUGGAAAGUUUGAGCGGAAAACAUUGCAAGCAGCUAAGAAAGAUGACCAGAUCCCUCUAUCUGUCUUUGUUGUUGCUAGUGUUAUAGAGGCUAGAAACAAGAAGUUACUGGGUGAGGCAAAAGGUCUAGACGAUGUUGUCAAGAUUUUAAACGAAAUCACUGGUAGUCUGGAUGCAAAAAAGGCAUGCAGAGGAGCAUUGCAGAUUCAUGAGAAGUACCUUAACACGCUUUCUGUGUUUUGGACAAGUAAAGUAGAAACCAAAGUGAAAUUACAGGGCACCGCGGGCGGGCAGCCGCCUGUGGAACCUGCUAAGAUGAAGGGCCUUCUCAAGGGUCUCCGAUACAUCUCGCAGAUUUUCGAUGCGAAGGAGCCGGAGAUGCAGAUCGGGAAGCCGACGGACGUGAAGCACGUCGCGCACAUCGGCUGGGACAACGCCUCCGUCACCGCGCCCAGCUGGAUGAACGAAUUCAAGGCUUCGCCGGGGACGGCGAAAGGCGGCGAUCCUGAGCCCUCGCAGCCCGGGGGGUCGGGAGGAUGCGUAGAGGAGCAGACCGGAGGAGGAGGAGGAGGAGGAGGAGGAGGAGGAGGAGGAGACGCUGGCGGCAAGGCGGAGCGGCCGCGGCGGACGAGGGGAAACAAGGGGUCGGGUGGCAACGAGCCAGCGAAGCGGCGGGACUGCGCGGCCGAGGGGUCGCGGCGCGACCGGCGGGCUGCGAAGGCGGCGGGCACGGCGGAGGGCGCCGAGGGGGACGCUGCGGCGGCGCCGAAGCAGCGGCGGAGGAAGCCCCGGGCUGCGUCGGGGGGCAGGUCCAAGUCGUCGUCGGGAGGCGCCGCUGCCUCGGACUCGGAGGCGGCGCGGCCGGCGGGGGCGCCACCGGAGGCCGAGGACGAUCGCGACGGCUGCUGA